AUGGCGGACGCAAACACGAUCGACCUCGACAGCCUCUCACUCCAAGAGCUCCAUGAGGCGAACAGAUGCCGGCCCUGCCUCUUCUUCACGCGCAAGGAGGAUGGCUGCUGGAAGGGGGAUGCCUGCGACCAUUGCCACAUUUGCACCAGCCAGCAGGCGAAGGUGCGCAGGAACCGCAUCACUUGGCAGGGACGGAAACUGCGGCGCCAGAAGGAGUGCGUUGCGAAGGCAGAGAAGCUGAAGGAGGAGGAGGAGGAGGGGCAGGAGGAGGAGGAUGAUGAUGAGGAGGAGGCAGAGGCACACGCAGAACUUGGUGGACAUCGGGGAGAGGAUUGUCAGGUACGCGUGUACACGUUUUGGCUAUAG
Messenger RNA from Effrenium voratum, 366 nucleotides. The record is from the annotation of a GenBank genome assembly. NCBI's taxonomy places the organism in Eukaryota, Dinophyceae, Suessiales, Symbiodiniaceae.